Theobroma cacao (cacao) is the source of this 1357-nucleotide messenger RNA. The record is from RefSeq and is a predicted model, not a curated record. NCBI's taxonomy places the organism in Eukaryota, Viridiplantae, Streptophyta, Magnoliopsida, Malvales, Malvaceae.
CUAUAAGUACAAACGAAGCAUAUUGGGUGGAGGAGAGCGCAAUGUGUGAAGCCAAAGAAAUGGAGGGUGAGCUCAAGAACUUCAUCAGGUUAUGUGUUUUGACCAUAGCAUUUCUUCUCUAUAGUUACUUUAUUGCAGCAAAGAUUCCAAAGGGCUUGCUAAGGCUCAUCUCCCUCCUCCCUGUCAUCACCCUCCUAUCUAUCCUCCCCUUUGACCUCAACAGCUUGCAUAUCGGUUUCCCGACCUGGUGUUUCGUCGCUUGGCUUGCCAACUUCAAGCUUCUCUUAUUCGCCUUCGAUCAAGGCCCUUUGUCAGUACCUAAACAUGAUCUUCUUCGUUUCAUCCUCAUGGCUUGUUUCCCUUUCAAAAUCAAACAAAACCCAUCUCCAAAAAAACCAUUUGAAACCAAGACUAAUCCAACUUUGGAGGCUGCAACUAGAGCUACAAUUUUAUGGACAGCAGUUUAUACUUACAAAAACUAUGAACACUACUUUCACAAACACGUUUUAUUCAUUUAUUUUUUCUACACUUACCAUGCAUUACAACUUCUCCUUGCCUUGGCUGCAACCCCAGCUCAACUCCUCCUUGGCGUUGAACUCGAGCCACAGUUCAACGCACCACUCUUUUCCACUUCGCUACAAGAUUUUUGGGGCCAUAGGUGGAACCUUAGGGUCUCAGAGAUUCUACGUGCCACCGCGUAUAUUCCCGUACAUCGUAUUUCUACGCGUAUAAUUGGACCUCGAUGGGCCUCAUUGCCUGGUGUUUUUCUGACAUUUUUAGUCUCGGGUUUGAUGCACGAAUUGCUUGUUUAUCAUAUGACCCGUGAAAGACCGACAUGGGAAAUGACUUGGUUCUUCAUCUUGCAAGGAGUUUUCGUGGAUAUGGAGAUAGUAUUGAAGAAAAAAUUGGUGGCGACCAACCAAUUUCGGCUUCACAAGGCAAUUUCAGGACCAUUGACUCUGGCAAAUAUAGCACUGAUUGCUGGCUGGCUGUCUUAUACACAAGCUCUGCGAAAUGGUAUAGAUGAGAAACUCAUCAAAGAAUUCAAUAUGUUCAUGCAGUUUCUCAAGGGCAUGGCUAUAAGCAAACGCUAAGUGAUUGCUCCACUAGUGAAGGCCAAAUGGCUUGUGAUAGGUAGAGUAAACAUAUGCAGCUCCUUCAAUAAUUCCUUGCUACUACUUUCAUAAUAUUUUAUUAUAUAUAUGUUUAGCUGCUGUAGCUGUUAAUUAGUUUUAUUGAAAAAUCAUUAAGAUUUUUUUUUUAUAAUUUGAGGAAGAAGAUUCAAAUCUUACUCUUUAAGUAAGAAAUCAUGCAUCAAUUAAUAAGUCGACUAUUUGAAUGUAAAAAUCAUUAAGAU